UGCCCUAUAACAGGGUUACAUGUGUCUCCAUCCCAAUUAUUAUUUAGUCGUCGGCUUAGAACAAAAAUACCAACACACACUAAACUAUUAACUCCAAAGGUGCAAGAAAAUGUGAGUGUAGAGUUAGAAAAUAGGCAAAAUAAAUAUAAGCAUUAUUAUGAUCGCACGGCACAACCUAGAAAAGAAUUUAAUAAAGGAGAUUCAGUUACCAUAUGUAAAAAUAGAGUCUGGGAGCCAGCAACUAUUAUCAAAAAGCAUGAUGCACCCAGAUCCUAUUUAGUUAGGGAUAGUGAGGGUAGUAUUCUUCGAAGAAAUUCUAUACUUCGUUCACCCAACAGAAAUAGUUAAGCCCCUCCUCAACAAUUACCGCCACAUUUGAAUACGACAUUGUUAUUGGUGUAAUUUUUGAAGCCACAAUCACACUUGUAAAGCGAAUUGGCCGAAUUGGGUAAUCUGUCAUCUUGCCUAUUGCGUUUCUGCCGGUUUUUACGUUUUUACAUCUUUACUUGCGUCAAUUUGCCAUUAAUCUCCUUUAUUCACACAAAAUAGUCUUUAUAAAGACUCGUCGGUGUAUUCUAAAGAUAGUCAGGGUUAUAUUAUUCGCGAUCAAGAAAAGUUGUACGCAAACAUGAAUGUCGCCGGUGCUGCUUUCUCUCCACCGAAAAAACGUUCUGCCAAGCACUUUUCAGUUGAAGACAAAACUGGCAUUUUAAAUAUCUUCAAGGCAUAUUCGGAAGACAACCCGGAGGUAUCUAAAACGGAUAAAGUUGAGUUUACGGCUAAAGCAGCAGGUAAUUUUCAUCUUAGGCACAUUCAUUUUUACUUAUUAUUGUGUAAUUUAGGUGUAAGCAUUCCGAGUGUCUACAAGAUUCUUCGGGAGUAUACAGAGGUACACGAACUUCAUUCACCUAAAAAAUAUUAUCGACCACGAGCAAUUUUGGACAAUAUUGAUUCCGGAACUAAAAGUAUUCUUCGACGUUUGCUUCAUUCUUUCUUUGAAAGAAAUGAACCACCUACCCUGAGUAAAGUUUUGGCAGUGUUACACGAAGACGAAGACUUACCCCAUUUGAAACGAACUACUUUAUGGAAAUUAAUAAAAGAAAUAGGUUUUCGAUUCGAAAAGAGGUCACGCAAUAGUGUUCUUAAGGAAAAGGACGAAAUAAUUACUUGGAAGCGUCGGUUCUUGCGUGAAAUUAGAAAAUAUCGUGAAGAAGGUAGGAAGUUGUAUUUCCUAGAUGAAACUUGGGUGAAUGCUGGGCAUACUGUAAGCAAAGUAUGGAAGGACACCACAAUUCUCACUCCAAGACAGGCAUUUAUCAACGGGCUAUCAACUGGAUUGAAAGAUGCAUCGGGCAAAGGAAAUUGUUCUCCAUAUAGGGUCCGAGGAUGGCUUCGUCGAGGAAGGUUUGCUGUGUUUUGAAUCGAAAAAAACAGGGGAUUAUCACGAAGAAAUGACCAGUGAAGUUUUUGAAAAGUGGUUUAUGGAAAUCGUUACACAUCUUGAUGAACAAUCUGUGAUUAUAAUGGACAACGCUUCAUAUCAUAGCAGGAAAAGUGAAAAAAUACCAAACACCAGUACGAAAAAAGCUGAUAUACAAACUUGGUUAACAAGCAAAUCGAUACCUUACGAAGAAGAUAUGGUAAGAGCUGAACUUCUACAGCUUGUGAAACGGGCAGCUGUUACACCAAAAUAUGUAGUUGAUGAAAUUGCAAAGGAACACAAUCGUACCGUGCUGCGAUUGCCUCCAUAUCACUGCGAAUUGAAUCCAAUUGAACUGAUAUGGGCGCAAAUAAAAGGUGAAGUGGCCAGAAACAACACCACAUUUAAAAUGAAAGACCUUCAUCCACUAUUUCAACAAGCAGUGGAACAUGUUACUGCUGAAAAUUGGAAGAACGCAAUUCGCCAUGCUCAAAGUGAAGAGGAAAAAAAUGUGGCAAAUUGACAUUUUAAUGGACAUCGUAGUGGAGCCAUUAGUAAUUCAUGUGGGAGAUGACUCGACAUCAACGGAGUCCGAAUCCGAGUGAAGCGAUACAGGAUUUAAAUUGUUAUGUACCUUUGUUUAUAUUCAC
Messenger RNA from Photinus pyralis (common eastern firefly), 2070 nucleotides. RefSeq lists its product as uncharacterized. The coding region runs from base 629 to 1420 and encodes 263 amino acids. The record is from RefSeq and is a predicted model, not a curated record. Lineage: Eukaryota; Metazoa; Arthropoda; Insecta; Coleoptera; Lampyridae. The transcript has 3 exons.